AUGAGCGAGCCCCCGCCGCGGCCCCCCGGGGGCGAGGAAGGGCUGGAAACGGCCUAGCUCCCGGCGGCCAACGCCAGCCGCGGCCGGGAGGAGAGGGCGGCCGGGGCCCGGGGCCCGGGCGCGAGGACGGUGGGCAUGGUCGCCAUCCAGUGCAUCUACGCAUUGGUGGGCCUGGUGGGCAACGCGCUGGUCAUCUUCGUGAUCCUCCGCUACGCCAAGAUGAAGACGGCCACGGCCAUUGCCGGUGAGCUCUUCAUGCUGAGCGCACCCUUCUUGGCGCCAUCGGCUGCCCUGCGCCACUGGCCCUUCGGGUCGGUGCUGUGCCGCUCAGUGCUCACCGUGGGCGGCCUGAACUUGUUCACCGGUGCCUUCUGUCUGACGGUGCUCAGUAUGGAUCGAUACGUCCCCGUGGUGCACCCUCUGCGUGCCACCACCUACCAGCGGCCCAGCGUGGCCAAGCUGAUUAACUUGGGCGUGUGGCCGGCUUCCUUGCUGGUCACCCUACCAAUCGCCAUCUUCGCGGACACCAUGCCCUCGUGGGGCGGUCAGGCUGUAGCCUGCAACCUGCACUGGCCGCACCCAGCCUCAUCAGCGGUCUUCUUGGUUUGUACGUUCCUGCUGCCUGUGCUGGCCACUGGCCUGUGCUAUUUGCUCAUCAUGGGCAAGAUGCGGGCAGUGGCUCUGCGGGCUGGCUGGCAGCAGCGGCAGCGCUCGGAGAAGAAGAUCACUCGGCUGGCGCUGAUUGUGGUGGCCGUCUUUACGCUCUGCUGGUUGCCUUUCUGCGUGGUGCAGCUGCUGAACCUGUUUAUGACCAGCCUCGAUGCCACCGUCAUCCACGUGUCCCUCAUCCUCAGCUAUGCUAACAGCUGUGCCAACCCCAUUCUCUACGGCUUCCUUUCUGACAACUUCCGCCGUUCCUUCCAGCGAGUUCUCUGCCAGUGCUGCUGCCUCCUCGAUGCCCCAGGACGAGCCAAGGAAGAGCCCCUGGACUACUACACCACUGCUCUCAAGAGCCAUGCUGGGGCCGGGUGCAUAUGCCCCCCACUGCCCUGCCAGCAGGACCCUGUGCAGCCAGAACCCAGCCGCAACCAAGUCCCCCUCACCAGGACCACGACCUUCUGA
This is a messenger RNA of Loxodonta africana (African savanna elephant), 1122 nucleotides long. RefSeq names its product somatostatin receptor 4 (gene SSTR4). The record is from RefSeq and is a predicted model, not a curated record. Gene Ontology annotation, molecular function: neuropeptide binding; somatostatin receptor activity. NCBI's taxonomy places the organism in Eukaryota, Metazoa, Chordata, Mammalia, Proboscidea, Elephantidae. Gene Ontology annotation, cellular component: neuron projection; plasma membrane. Gene Ontology annotation, biological process: cellular response to glucocorticoid stimulus; neuropeptide signaling pathway.